AAGAGUAAGAGGGGCCAUCGAAGUGAAGUCAUAGUAUCAGGAGCACAAUGAAACACUCCAACUUCCCCCUCUUUGCUCCUUUGUUCAUCCUUCCCUCUGUCUGUGCUGGCACAGCAGGGUUGCAGUCAUGCAUGUGGACACUGUCUUUCUUGUGUGUCCUCUGAUUUUUGCAGCCACACUGUGGAGGAGAGUCCAGGCUGUCUCUCCUGUGCCCUCAGUCCCUGACCGUGUCCAAGCACUGGUGGGCUCCUGUGUGGUGAUCCCCUGCUCCUUCACUCCUCUAGCUCCUCACCCUCCCAGGGGGAGGAAGGAGAGGGUGGAUGUCCGGCUGAGGUUCAGAGGUGGCGGUCACUUGUUCCCUCUUCGCAGCACCGCUUUUAACAGCGAGGACAGAGAUCAAGUGAGCCGGGAUUUCCAAGGCCGGACGUCGCUCUUCGGGCGAGUCACAGAUGGAGAUUGCUCGGUGAAGAUCGAAAGGGUCAGCCAGGAUGACUCACGGGUGUUUGAGAUCGCUCUGAAGAGAGGUGACAGCUUACUGUGGGGGAAGCCAAGGAGCUUCAAUCUGGAUGUUGUGGACACCCCUGAGGCUCCCGUCAUCAGCGGCAUGUUGUCUGCCACAGAGGGACAGCUGGUCACCCUGAACUGCUCCGUCAGCUAUCACUGCCCCUCCAGACCUCCGGCCCUACAGUGGAGCUGGGAGAGAGGAGCCCAGGUGAACAGCACGGAGCCUGGGGAGGUGCAGACACUUCACCCAGAGCCCCACAGGCCGAUGUUACUGGCCUCUUUGUCCUUCACUGUGUCACAUCAGGUGAAACCCCGGCUCAAAUGUGAAGUCAGCUACCCAGGAGCCAAAGCGUUGGCCAUUUCAAAGGAUCUGCAUGUGACAUUCUCACCAAAAGAUGUAAAGGUUCAGGUCCAGUCCUUGAUAGUGCAGGAGGGGGGCAGCGCCUUGUUGGUCUGCUCGUGUAAAGCUGACCCGCCGGUGUCUGAGUAUCGCUGGUCCUACAGUCAGCACGGCCGUACAGUGCACCUCGACCAGCGCACACACACAGUCCGGGUGCACAACGUGACACGAGACAUGAGGGUCCGCUGCUCAGCAAAGAACCUGAUCGGUCGAGGAGAGUCCCGGCCCACGCCGUUAAACAUACAAUAUAAACCAGCCAUCCUCCGGCUCUCCUCCACCUGUGUUGUGGACGAUUCAGAGUUGUUGUGUCGCUGUUCGGUCGACUCCAACCCCAAACCAGCAGUCACCUGGAGCGUGAAUGAUACCGUUCCACCUGGCAAUUACAACGUUUCCGUAACAUCUGAGCGCAACACGCUAACAGCCACACUGAAGGGCCACAUGGACAAACCUCAGACUGUGAUCUGCUUUGCUUUCAACGCGCUAGGAAAUGACUCGCUGAUGUUGCUGCAGGGAGGAGAAGAGACAGCACCUUUGCUGUGGAUGUUGAUACCCGCUGCGUCCAUCUGCCUGCUCAUAUUCCUUCUGUCUCUUUGUUUCUACUGCUGCCGAAAGAGAGCUGGAAAAAAUGUCCUGAGUCGACGCCCGGCCGUGUACCCUGGAGGACUGGGAAUUUACCAGGACCGAAUGCCCCUCUAUAUAAACUGCACAGAAGUGACUCAUAUCUACACCAAUGGCAGCUACCAACUUGUAUACCAGAACUGCACACCACUUUUUGUCCACACUAAGCAGAUGCGUCCGAUGGCCCGAAGAGGAGGAGAGAGAAGAAGAGGAGGAGAAGUUGGAGGAACAGACAGACGAGUGGGUCUGGGGGUGAGAGGCACAAGAGAGGUGCAGGGCACUGCUGCGGCUGAUGCAGAGACAGCCAUCUACUUGGAGAUCCUCUGAGCUCACUGUGAGAGUGACAUGAUUCACCUGCUACAUUAAACUCACAUUAGACUUCAGAUUCAAUCUCACACUGGCGGUAAUGCAUAGCUUAUGUAACAUUCAGUUAUUUGUAUAUAUUGUUAAUCCAUAUUGAACUAUUUGAGUGUUUGCCUGUGACGUGCCUGUGUGCUGUUCUUUGUUUUUUAUGAAAUAUGAAACGGAUUGAUAA
Epinephelus moara (kelp grouper) is the source of this 2057-nucleotide messenger RNA. It is a transcript of the gene psg4, whose product is annotated as B-cell receptor CD22. The record is from RefSeq and is a predicted model, not a curated record. The coding region runs from base 128 to 1849 and encodes 573 amino acids. The transcript has 8 exons. NCBI's taxonomy places the organism in Eukaryota, Metazoa, Chordata, Actinopteri, Perciformes, Serranidae.